CUACGUCCAAUCACUCCGAAGGCUUUUAGUUGCGGGUAUACCGUUUACGUACUGCGAGUACUUUUGAAGGAACAUUGUCAUUUUGCUGGCUGGAAAUAACUGGAAUAAUUGGAAUGCCUUCCGUUUGUAAGCGAUGUUCCCAGCGUGCAAUACUAAAGAGGCCUAAAACAGGAGAUAUACUAUGCAAAGAAUGCUUCUUUCAAGUGUUCGAACUGGAAAUUCAUCGGACAGUUGUGCAGGCUGGACUGUUCCAGCCAGGCAUGAAAGUAGCUGUUGCUGCUUCCGGUGGGAAAGAUUCCACGGUGUUGGCGCAUGUGAUGAAAGUCUUGUCAGAAAGAUACAAUUACGGCAUCGAUUUAUUCUUGUUAUCAGUGGAUGAAGGAAUUACGGGAUACCGGGAUGAUUCUCUGGAAACCGUGAAAAGAAAUCAGCAGCAGUACGACUUGCCCCUCCGGAUAGUAUCGUAUAAGGAUCUGUACGGAUGGAGUAUGGACGAAAUUGUCAAGCAGAUUGGGCUGAAAAAUAACUGUACCUUCUGUGGAGUUUUUCGUCGUCAGGCACUGGAUCGCGGUGCUUUAUUAAUGAAUGUGGACAUGAUCUUGACGGGCCAUAAUGCCGAUGAUAUCGCGGAAACCGUUCUCAUGAACUUACUUCGAGGAGAUGUCGCACGGCUUAGUCGAUGCACGAGCAUCAUUACGGGAGCGGAAGGCGCCUUACCGCGAGCCAAGCCUUUAAAAUACGCCUACGAAAAAGAGAUUGUCAUGUAUGCUUAUUUCAAGAAGUUGGAUUAUUUUUCUACGGAAUGCGUAUACUCUCCUCAGGCUUACCGUGGAUAUGCUCGAACUUUCAUAAAGAAUCUUGAAUCUAUUCGACCCCGCUGCAUCAUUGAUAUAAUACAUUCCGGAGAAAAUUUUGCGAUAAAAUCCUCUGUGAAAAUGGCUACACAAGGAAUUUGCCAGUCAUGUGGUUAUAUAUCCAGCCAGAACGUUUGUAAGGCCUGCGUUUUAUUGGAUGGGCUGAAUAAGGGUCGCGCACAAGUUGCUGUCUCCGGAAAGCAGCGCAAAGUUAAUGCGGCCUAUGCCCUUGGAAUGGGACAGCUGCAAAGCUGAAUUUACUGCAGCUGAAGUUUUUUUUUCGCUUCGUAACGCUAAAUGCUUUCCUAGCUCCGCUUCUUGGCUCUAGUGACAUUGCUGAUUUUGACAAACGUUUGUCAUAUGCGUCUGUGAUCCAAUCCGAAACAUUGUUUUAUGUCGAAGUUGUUCGGCAGUGUUUGCUUGGUGCUAGCCAUUUUUCGGACGCGGAGAUGCGUGCACUAAAAUUUUUUAAAAACAGAUUGUGAUCUACAUGCACAAGCAUAUCCCGCAUAAACGUGGAGCGAAGAUGGAAAGAUUACAAUCCUUGUGUCCCGAAAUUUCACAGCCACUUGC
Messenger RNA from Paramacrobiotus metropolitanus, 1427 nucleotides. Its product is annotated as cytoplasmic tRNA 2-thiolation protein 1-like. Gene Ontology annotation, molecular function: tRNA binding. The transcript has 7 exons. The coding region runs from base 114 to 1109 and encodes 331 amino acids. NCBI's taxonomy places the organism in Eukaryota, Metazoa, Tardigrada, Eutardigrada, Parachela, Macrobiotidae. Gene Ontology annotation, cellular component: cytosolic tRNA wobble base thiouridylase complex; mitochondrion. Gene Ontology annotation, biological process: tRNA wobble position uridine thiolation. The record is from RefSeq and is a predicted model, not a curated record.